AUGGAUGAAGACUACUCUGCAGGUUCCCAGGAUGCCGACCGCGAGAUGACCCGGCUCUGGCGCACAUUCAAGACAGUACAUGAGCUGCUGGCGGACCGAGGCUACUCUAUCAUCGAAGAAGAACUCCAAAUCUCUCUGGACGACUUCAAGCGAAAAUAUGCCGACCCUCUUGGAUACCCCGACCGCAACAAAAUGAAAAUCACGGCCGCUCCCUCCGACGCCAUGCUCGCCAAAUACACACCCCUGCCCAGCAAAUCGAACCCGAACCCCCAACCCGACUGCGGCACCAUCUACGUCGAAUUCUGCGCCGACUCGUCCGGCGUCGGCACCAAGCAAGUACGCGCUUUCAACCACUGGGUCGACGAGAACAACUUCCACACCGGCGUUUUCAUCACCCAGACCCCCAUCUCGCCCUCCGCUGUGCGCCUCCUCAGCGGCGUCCCCGGCCGCAUCUGCGAGCACUUCCAGGAGCAGGAUCUGCUGGUCAACAUCACCCGGCACGAGCUGGUGCCGAAGCACGUCCUGUUGAGUCCUCAGGAGAAGGCGCGCUUGUUGGAGCGCUACCGUCUGAAGGAGUCGCAGCUGCCGCGCAUUCAGGUGUCCGAUCCCGUGGCGAGAUAUCUGGGUCUGCGGAGAGGUCAGGUCGUGAAGAUUAUUCGGAAGAGUGAGACGGCGGGUCGGUAUGCCAGUUAUCGCUGGGUUAUUUAG
Aspergillus melleus is the source of this 708-nucleotide messenger RNA. It is a transcript of the gene RPB5, whose product is annotated as DNA-directed RNA polymerase core subunit RPB5. Gene Ontology annotation, biological process: DNA-templated transcription. The record is from RefSeq and is a predicted model, not a curated record. The transcript is spliced from 3 exons. Bases 1 to 708 code for a protein of 235 amino acids. Gene Ontology annotation, molecular function: DNA-directed RNA polymerase activity; DNA binding. Gene Ontology annotation, cellular component: RNA polymerase III complex; RNA polymerase II, core complex; RNA polymerase I complex. Lineage: Eukaryota; Fungi; Ascomycota; Eurotiomycetes; Eurotiales; Aspergillaceae.